Messenger RNA from Candoia aspera, 4486 nucleotides. Its product is annotated as zinc finger protein 850-like. The record is from RefSeq and is a predicted model, not a curated record. Gene Ontology annotation, biological process: regulation of transcription by RNA polymerase II. The transcript has 4 exons. NCBI's taxonomy places the organism in Eukaryota, Metazoa, Chordata, Lepidosauria, Squamata, Candoiidae. Bases 556 to 3480 code for a protein of 974 amino acids. Gene Ontology annotation, molecular function: RNA polymerase II cis-regulatory region sequence-specific DNA binding; DNA-binding transcription activator activity, RNA polymerase II-specific; DNA-binding transcription repressor activity, RNA polymerase II-specific. Gene Ontology annotation, cellular component: nucleus; nucleoplasm.
CGGCUCCGGCCUGGGGGCAGCAGCUGGAGGGUCGCCGCGCGGUCUGACCGGGCCGGAGCAGCCGCCGCAGCCGCGGGAGAUAAAAGGCUGCUUGACAAUGAAGAAUCACAAGCAGCACUAAAAAGGAAAGCAAAUCAAGCCAGCAACCAAAUCUUCUCCACUUUCUCCAGAGAACCCCAAAAUUCUUCUUCCCCAGCAGGGGACAGACGAGGGAGAGAGAAACAGGAAGAGCGUUUCUCAGCUGGAAAAAAUUGAAUACGUGAAACUCAAAUAUUACAUGAAAAGAUCAAGGGGGAUAAUUUCCAAAUUGACAAAAAGAGGGAACUAUCUGGAAGUCAGUGGGGAGGAAGAGGUCACUUGGAUGGCCACAUAGGGCAGACAGUCACGCAAGCCUCACCCUGCGAGGAAGGAAACAGUCGCUUGAAUGGAAGCACCACCACACAAGGGAUCAGAAAUUGUCUUGAUCUCCUGGAGAAUCCAAGAAUAUCAGUGGUAGAAAAGCCCCACAGAGGUGUAUAUAGUGGGAAAAGCACAGAUUACAGAUCACAGCUGAUUAUGCACAAGAGGACCCACACCAGUGAGAAGCCGUACCAGUGUCCUCGAUGCGAGAAAAGCUUUAGCAAGCAUGGCACCCUGGUGAAUCACAAGAGGACGCACACCAGGGAGAAACCGUAUGAGUGUCCAGAUUGUGGGAAAAGUUUCAUUUGGAAUUCCGAUCUGGUGAUACACCAGAGGACUCACACAGGAGAGAAACCGUAUGAGUGUCAGGAUUGUGGGAAAAGUUUCAGUCAGAAUUCCCACCUGGUGAUACACCAGAGGACUCACACAGGAGAGAAACCGUAUGAGUGUCCGGAUUGUGGGAAAAGUUUCAGUCGGAAUUUCAGCCUGGUGAUACACCAGAGGACUCACAUAGGAGAGAAACCUUUUGAGUGUCUGGAUUGUGGAAAAAGUUUCAGUCAGAAUUCCCACCUGGUGAUACACCAGAGGACUCACACAGGAGAGAAACCAUAUGAGUGUCCUGAUUGUGGGAAAAGUUUCAAUCGGAAUUCCAGCCUGGUGCAACACCAGAGGACUCACACAGGAGACAAACCGUAUGAGUGUCUGGAUUGUGGAAAAAGUUUCAGUCAAAAUUCCCACCUGGUGCAACAUGAGAGGACUCACACAGGAGAGAAACCGUAUGAGUGUCUGGAUUGUGGGAAAACUUUCAGUCAGAAUUCGAGCCUGGUGAUACACCAGAGGACUCACACUGGAGAGAAACAGUAUGAGUGUCUGGAUUGUGGGAAAAGUUUCAGUCACAAUUCCAGCCUGGUGCAACACCAGAGGACUCAUACAGGAGACAAACCAUAUCAGUGUCUGGAUUGUGGAAAAAGUUUCAGUCGGAAUUUCGACCUGGUGAUACACCAGAGGACUCACACAGGAGAGAAACCGUAUGAGUGUCCAGAUUGUGGGAAAAGUUUCUGUCGGAAAUCCAACCUGGUGAUACACCAGAGGACUCACACAGGAGAGAAACCAUAUGAGUGUCUGGACUGUGGGAAAAGUUUCAUUUGGAAUUCCCACCUGGUGAUACACCAGAGGACUCACACAGGAGAGAAACCCUAUAAGUGUCCGGACUGUGGGAAAAGUUUCAUUCAGAAUUCUCAGCUGGUGAUACACCAGAGGACUCACACAGGAGAGAAACCAUAUGAGUGUCCGGAUUGUGGGAAAAGUUUCAGUACUAGGUCUAGCCUUAUAAAUCAUGUAGCUUUACACAUAGGAGAGAAACCGUUCAAAUGCCCAGACUGUGGACGGUGCUUCACACAAAAUUCCUACCUUAACAGAUCACAGCUGAUUAUGCACGAGAGGACCCACACAAGAGAGAAACCGUAUGAAUGUCUGGAGUGUGGGAAAACUUUCAUUCUGAAUUUUCACCUGGUAAUACAUCAGAGGACUCACACAGGAGAGAAACCGUACAAGUGUCCAGAUUGUGGGAAAAGUUUCAAUCAGAAUUCCUCCCUAGUGCAACACCAGAGGACUCACACAGGAGACAAACUAUAUCAGUGUCCAGAUUGUGAGAAAAGUUUCAUUUGGAAUUCCGAGCUGGUGAUACACCAGAGGAUUCACACAGGAGAGAAACCGUACAAGUGUCCAGAUUGUGGGAAAAGUUUCAAUCAGAAUUCCUCCCUGGUGCAACACCAGAGGACUCACACAGGAGACAAACCAUAUCAGUGUCCAGAUUGUGGGAAAAGUUUCAUUUGGAAUUCCCACCUGGUGAUACACCAGAGGACUCACACAGGAGACAAACCAUAUCAGUGUCUGGAUUGUGGCAAAAGUUUCAGUCAGAAUUCCUACCUGGUGAAACACCAGAGGACUCAUACAGGAGAGAAACCAUACAAGUGUCCAGAUUGCGGGAAAAGUUUCAGUCAGAAUUCCUACCUGGUGAAACACCAGAGGACUCAUACAGGAGAGAAACCGUAUGAGUGUCCAGAUUGUGGGAAAAGUUUCAGUCAGAAUUCCAACCUGGUGUUACACCAGAGCACUCACACAGGAGAGAGACCGUAUGAGUGUCCGGAUUGUGGGAAAAGUUUCAGUGGGAAAUCCAACUUGGUGAGACACCAGAGGACUCACACAGGAGAGAAACCGUAUGAGUGUCCAGAUUGUGGGAAAAGUUUCAGUCGGAAUUCUGACCUGGUGAUACACCAGAGGACUCACACAGGAGAGAAACCGUAUGAGUGUCUCAAUUGUGGGAAAAGUUUUAGUCACAAUUCCAGCCUGGUGAUACACCAGACAACUCACACAGGAGAGAAACCGUCUGAGUGUCCAGAUUGUGGGAAAAGUUUCAGUCGGAAUUCCUACCUGAUGAUACACCAGCGGAUUCACACAGGAGAGAAACCGUAUGAGUGUCCAGAUUGUGGGAAAAGUUUCAGUUUCAAGUCAAGCCUGGUGAUACACCAGAGGACUCACACAGGAGAGAAACCGUAUGAAUGUCCAGAUUGUGGGAAAAGUUUCAGUCAGAAUUACCAGCUGGUGAUACACCUGAGGACUCACACAGGAGAGAAAUCGUCUGAGUGUCCAGAUUGUGGAAAAAGUUUCAGUUUGAAGUCCACCCUGGUGAUACACCAGAGGACUCACACAGGAGAGAAACCGUAUGAGUGUCUGGAUUGUGGGAAAAGUUUCAGUCAGAAUUACCAGCUUGUGAUACACCAGAGGUCUCACACAGGAGAGAAACCAUCUGAGUGUCCAGAUUGUGGGAAAAGUUUCAGUUUCAAGUCCAGCCUGGUGAUACAUCAGAGGACUCACACAGGAGAGAAACCGUACGAGUGUCCAGAUUGUGGGAAAAGUUUCAGUACUAGGUCUAUCCUGAUAAAUCAUGUAGGUUUACACAUUGGAGAGAAACCAUUCAAAUGCCCAGACUGUGGACGGUGCUUCACAACAAGUUCCUCCCUUAAGAGACACAAGGAAAUCCACAUGAGGCAGAAGGUGAUGAGUGUAGAGAAGGCUUGAAUUUCUCUUCUCCCAUUGGACAUCCAGCUGAAAAUUAUUUCAUUUCUGGGCUGAUUCUUUUUAGUCAAACAUAUCUCAGUAUUAGAGAUGAGGGAGGAGAGAAAAAAAUAGAAAAUGGUAGUUUGAGAAAGGCUAACUACACCUUUCUGGCUAUGAGCAGAACUUCCCAGUGAGCUGCUGCAGGUCCUAAAAGAUACAUGAAAAAAAGAUUGGAGCACUCAGAUUUUAUGAGAGAAAAUAUUAGGGACGUUUGUGGCAGUGACAAAAGCCCUGUAAAUUUUCAGAUGGAAAGGCUGUUCUGCCUCGAAGGUGAUGGAAAAGAGCUGAGCGCGGGAUCUUCAGGUUUAGGAACAGCCCCUGCUGUGAUCGUGUUUGCCUGGCGGUGCCUGCUUGUUAGCCUUUUGUGGCUGUGGGUGACAGCAGCGCCAGGAGGCUGACCCCUUUGCUACAUCCCCCUUGGUGGUGGGGAUGGAGGAAAGAGUUGCCCGGUGGAAGAGGUUUCCUUUCCAGAAAUGCAUUGUGUAAGAACCAUUCGUGGCUUUUGAGAAGGAAAAAAACUGGGUAGUGUCAGCGAUGAGGGCCAAGAUGAGGCAACGCUCCCUUCCCAAGACAUGGGAGAUGUUUCCAUUUCUUUCACUCCUCUCUCUGGGCUUCUUUUUGAAUUUUCCCCAGAAAUCCCUACAAGUAAAGAGGAACAUUAUUUGGAGCCGCUAAGUGGCAUUUUAGCUAUGCAGAUGAAUGAUCCUGAUUUUGCUGAGUUCAGAAGACAGCAAAGAAUUCAAGGUUUGUUCAUUUCAGGAGCCCGAUUCAGAGAUCAGCUUAUAAUGCCUUUUUUCCCUAGGAGAUGACUUUGCAUAUGAUCCCUUUGCAGAAGGACACUGAAGAGCCGGGACCAGGCCGGGGGUGGGGAGGAAGCAAGAGGCUCUUUUGGCCUGAGCCUCAAGCUCUGAGUGGCUUCAAAUUUAAAGGUCUGCAAAAUUGUUUAAAAUACUCAAAUUAUAUUUAA